UAUAUUGCCGAGGUAGAAACGCUACAGACUUACCAAAUGCAGACAGCCAGUGAAAGGAAUGAAGUCAAGGACAUGUCAAAUAGACUUGAAGCACGUGAACUUUCUACUGCUCUAAGUAAGAACUCAUCUGAUGCAAUGUAUCCAAUUGUUAGCAAGGAAUCUUUGCUGCAAGAAAUGUUUUUCAGUGCAAAGACAACAUCAGGGCGCCUACAUUUGGCUAAGGAGUUAUUGAAGCUUCCUACAGAUGUUCUUAAAUCAUUUGCUGGGUCUAAAGAAGGACUAAGUACGCUAUACUCCUGGAUACUUGAUUCACUUGGGAAAAAUGCUACUCAACUACUGCGGCACUGUGUGCGUUUGCUUGUGCUUGUUUCCACUGAUCUGGUAGCUGUACGUUUAUCAGGUUUGUGCAGUUCUAUGCCUCCAUGUCCCUUUAAAUGA
Messenger RNA from Zea mays, 438 nucleotides. RefSeq names its product lysine-specific histone demethylase 1 homolog 3-like. Bases 37 to 438 code for a protein of 133 amino acids. Lineage: Eukaryota; Viridiplantae; Streptophyta; Magnoliopsida; Poales; Poaceae. The record is from RefSeq and is a predicted model, not a curated record. The transcript is spliced from 2 exons.